Wyeomyia smithii (pitcher-plant mosquito) is the source of this 1447-nucleotide messenger RNA. RefSeq lists its product as uncharacterized. The coding region runs from base 366 to 1115 and encodes 249 amino acids. The record is from RefSeq and is a predicted model, not a curated record. Lineage: Eukaryota; Metazoa; Arthropoda; Insecta; Diptera; Culicidae. The transcript has 6 exons.
AGGAUAGACAGAGCGUAGUUUGCACCGUGGAUCUUUCACUCGGCACUCCGACGUAAGCUUUCGCGAUAUUUGGAUUGGCGAUCACCAGCAACACCUAAGACAACACGACAACGGUGGUAGUGGGCUAUAUUUUGGUUCAGAAAGAAAUCCCGUUCGCCUUCGAUUAGAGCAGUCGGAUAAAGUAGAGGAGGAAAGAAAAAGGUUCCCAAUUACGCGACACUCCGGCAUCGCAAAUCAGCUGAAAAUUACAAACUCGUGCUGCUGCUACAGUCGAGGUCGAGAUCAAUCCUCGACGGCGCCACCAACUGUCUGAGCCCACAACGCAACGGAAGAGUGCCAAGGAUUGACAAUAGAGUGUGCCAAGAAUGCGUUCGUUGACCCCCGCGUUGCUGCUGAUUGGCGGCUUGUUUCACCUAACAUUCGCCCAAGAACUACCAUACUACAUGCACCGAUGUACACGAGACGAUCCGGAAGUUAAUGAAUGUCUUCGCUACGCGGGAAACAAACUGGCGAAGCAUUUAAGGGAUGGUGGCAUCCCAGAAAUUGGAAUUGCAGAGGUUGAACCGGUUAUCGUGGACGAAAUCGGCAUUGCACUUGGUAGCGGCCCGGACGGCUAUCGGGCCACCUUCAAGAACAUCGAGGCCUUCGGUGUGAGCAAUCUGACCGUGGUGAACGUUCGCUCCGAUGUCGACACGCUCCAGUUCCAGAUGACCUUCGAGAUCCCGAAAAUUAAAGCCCGGGCACAGUACAAAUCGACCGGCGUUCUGCUGCUGAUUCAGGCUUCCGGUUCCGGAGAGUACUGGGGAGAGUAUGACGGUGUCAAAGCGAAGAUAUACUUCAAAACGUCUCCCUAUCAGGGUGACGAUGGUUUUACCUACCUGAACGUGGAUCAGGCGAAGAUGGACUUCAGCGUGAAGGACAUCAAAAUGGGCGUGGACAACACCUCCAACCAGAAUCCUAUUAUACAUGCUGCAAUGAACUUGUUCAUCAACUCGAACGCACAAGAGCUGCUGAAAGAGAUGAAACCUCAGCUGCGGACGAAGCUAACUGAACAUUUGCACAGCUUUAUGCAGCUGCUGUUCGACAGAAUACCGCUGGAGUAUUGGCUCGAAUGAGGGACGUCGCUCGGACCCCGUCCCGAAGUGGUCGGCCCCGCGAUGACGAGCUGAAUUCCGAGCCGAAAACCGACAACUAGCUGGGUAGAGUGUCAAUUUCGUUUGAUUGGUAAUCAGGUAUUCGUUAAGUUAAAUCUCAUUCGUUUUUAUUUAUCGUGAUAAAUUUGGCAUUUAUGUACACUGGUCGGACAUGAAUCUAUAAGGAAAUGAGCGAAUAUUUAUCUUUUUCAUUUGCUCUACUCGGUGAAGCCGACCAGCAACCAAUUGAUGCGAUUAUUGGCGAAUAUUGCUGCUAAAUAAGUGAUGGAAUAUAAAUAUUGAUACCGAAAGAA